This is a messenger RNA of Eurytemora carolleeae, 1341 nucleotides long. RefSeq names its product neuropeptide F receptor. Gene Ontology annotation, cellular component: membrane. Gene Ontology annotation, biological process: G protein-coupled receptor signaling pathway. The transcript is spliced from 10 exons. The coding region runs from base 261 to 1106 and encodes 281 amino acids. Gene Ontology annotation, molecular function: G protein-coupled receptor activity. The record is from RefSeq and is a predicted model, not a curated record. NCBI's taxonomy places the organism in Eukaryota, Metazoa, Arthropoda, Copepoda, Calanoida, Temoridae.
UGUAUUUAUUAUAAUAGUUGCAAUCUCCCCUUCAAGCUGUUUUCAUCAUUACAUCAUCUCUAUCUAUAGCAGCCAUAGCCAUAGAUAGAUCCAUUGUCAUCUGUCUACCUGCUGUAAGCAACUUCACAGCCAGAACCUGUUUACUGAUAGUUCCUGUUAUAUGGACGCUAGCUGGGGUCCUUGUUCUACCUUUAGGAUUUUCUAACCGCCUCUACAGUCCAAGUGAGUCUUUGGCUCUAACAGGUUUCAAGUUCUCCUCCAUGGUAGACCUUUACAAGACUAAUCCUGAGAUGAACAUAUCCUUGUACAACCAGCUCAAUCUUGUAAACAACUACAUUACAUGGUCUAAUGAGAGCAACACCUACGAGUACAAUCAAGCUUUCUUCGAAUUGGAGAAAUCAGAAAUAGAACCGACUGAUCUAAUAGUUAGACAUAUCGAACUUCUGCUACAAGAAACAAGAAUACCUAGAGAACAGCUGGGUUCUAGGUGCUUAGAGAUUGAGGAGAGAAAGCCGUUCUUCCGAACCUACGUUAUUCUGAUCCUGCUGAUUCAAUAUAUUGUACCUCUGCUCACAGUUCUUAUUGCAAACUCUACAAUAUUCUCAAAACUCAGGAUCAGGAUGAACACAUAUACCAGUAAAAGUGUGACAAUGAUGAGAACACUAGAGAUAAGAAGAAUGAAAAGAACCUGUAUUCUACUAAUCUUUAUGAUUGCUGUAUUCACAAUAUGCUGGCUUCCUUUAACAGUUUUUAACAUAGUUCAGGAUUUGAAAGAAAGAAGUGAAGGUGAAGGAGAAAACGGAGGAAAUGGAAGAAAUGAAAAUGAGGAUAAUAUGUUCUUCACAUUAUUUGCUCUGUGUCACCUCAUAGGAAUGCUGUCCGCAUGUACUAAUCCUGUACUGUACGGUCUUCUUAAUGAAAACUUCAAAGCCGAGUACAGAGCAAUGAUGAACUGCAUUACUGGAAGUACACAAUCUAGACAAAUAGAACAAGAACAAGAGUUAGAACUUAGAGAAAGACAAGAUCAGGUGCUUGAUAACGUACAACGUGAACAAGAACACGAUCAAGAAGAACAACAACUCCAACAACCAAGGCAUCAUCUAUAGACCCUAUAACAUUAACAGCAAUAUUCAUAAUAACAACAUUUACAACAAAAAACAUCAUGAACAACAAAAACAUCAAUGAUAGAUUGACAAGAACAAGAUAAAAGGGAAAUUAACAGCAAGAACAACAUAAUUAACAAGAAGAACUAAAACAAGAACAUAUAAAUAACAAAAACAAGAUUAACAAAAUUAUCAUAAGUAAGAACACCAGAAAUAAAAGAUACCCAAAGAUCAAAAA